AUGAAAUUAGACAAUUAUACGAUUAAGGUAAUAAUAGGGAUUAGUUGUAUAGCAGUAGGUUUAUUAUGCAUAUUUAUACCAGUGGUAAUAACCAUAAUAAACAUUAAAUCCGGGUAUGAGCAAGUAACCACAGUAGAAAUGAGUGAUAACCCAAGUAACCAUAACUUAUUACACAGAGAGCAAGAAGUACCAUUAUUUUAUACACAUAGUACCAUAAAUAAUCCUGAUGGUCCAUUAUAUAAUAAUACUGUAAUAGAAAGUGAUGAAAGCGGUCCAAGUGCCCUCCAUAACAGAAAGGAUAAUUUACUGAUUAUAUUCAUCAGAACAUUUAACACAAACCAUAAUAAAUUAUUACUAGUACUAGGACUUAUGAUAGUUAUGUUCGGAAGUCUUAUACUACUAAGUAAUAAAAGAAAAGAAGAAAGGUUCUUUUGUGGGACCAUAACUAAUGACACAUUGAUUAAUAAGUUAAGAAAUAAUGAGCAUAGUGUAAUAAGUUAUGACCAAUCGUAUUUACCACCACAAGCAGUACAAAUGCCCAAACCAGACGAGUUCUCCACCGAUCCAUUUGAAAUUCCACGGGCAUCGUACGAUUAUAAAGAGUAUUCCCAUGGGCACAGGCCUAAAAGAGGAACAGCCCAACAAAACCCGACCAAACCCGAAAAAUCCUGCAUAACUCGGUCUGAGUGGGACGAGAUCGUGGAAGCCCAUGAUAAAAAGUACGCAGAUGCAGGAAUUUCCAUUGGCUUGGCUACUCCUGAUAAUUUGUGCAGUAUUUAUGAGUAAAU
Molecule: messenger RNA, 788 nt
Organism: Nematocida parisii ERTm1
Lineage: Eukaryota; Fungi; Microsporidia
Exons: 1
Coding region: 1-786 (261 amino acids)
Source: RefSeq, a predicted model, not a curated record